This is a messenger RNA of Acaulospora colombiana, 2406 nucleotides long. The record is from the annotation of a GenBank genome assembly. NCBI's taxonomy places the organism in Eukaryota, Fungi, Glomeromycota, Glomeromycetes, Diversisporales, Acaulosporaceae.
CGAUAUACCUACCAUUAUAUUAACGAUCAUCGAAUAUUUGUCAAAAAGUUCAGCGAGUUUGAAAUGGCCAUUCAGCAAGAUUCCAGACCUGCUCUUCCUCCUCGUCCUACCGAGUUUUCCGGUUGCGCGAAAACCCCGCCUGCCUGGCUUAUGGCGUUGACACGUCAUCCAGAAAAAAAUCAUACACACAAAUUUUAUUCAUCCCCGGUGCUCGAAGAUGGGAGUGAAAAUGUCGUUGGGAUUAUAUGCAUAUCGUGCCACAAGCGAUUCAAGCUCACCACUUCAAACGAAAACCUUGAUGCGAUGAACGAUGGGCAGGGAACGUGCGCCACUAACUAUGAGAACUCCCUACACCACCUUCACACUCGAGACGCAACUGAAUCACGCGUAUACUCGUCUUGCUGUUUAUGUAAUUUUGCCGUCGAAGUUGAAAUUAUUGAGCCUAUCGUCGGAAUACCGAUCUUUAGCAAUCUUUCGAGUAACAGGAUGAAGGGCAAUUUAUCUUAUUCUAGAACAAUAAAUUGUUUAACAAGACUUGUUAAAGAUUUCUUGGAGGAAGGUCAACAACGACCAUUAAAUGUGGAUGGAACUGCGUUUUCGGAGCAGAUCGGGCGCGACGAAUCGAGCUGGGCCUUUUUUCAAAAGCUUGGUUAUACGAUGGAAGAAGGGCCUGAAAAGGUAGAGUAUAGACCACCUCCGUUUAACGACGAGACUCGCGCACGAUUCGAACGCGUGUCCGAGGAAUUAGAUUUGCAAUCAUUAGAAUUUGAUUUUAAUAUGGAUGAUGGGAUUCUAGUUUGGGCCUACAAACUUGCUACUUCUGAGAAUCCCGAAAAAACACCCAAUUAUCUACAGGUCGUGCUCGAUCUCUUUAGUGACAAGAAUAGCGAAACGCUCGGUGAAUUAUUGGCUAUGGAGAACUCCAAGGGUAAUUUUACCAUGAGUGAUGUCAAUGAUGCAUAUAAGGAAAUGUCAAGUGACAGAAUCGUUGAUGAUGAAAUGUUGAUCUCAGCAUAUAAUUCACAUGUUUCUGAGAACCCUUUGAAAAGAAAGAAUCAGCGUGAUGCUUUGACCAUAAUUGGGAAAUAUAGGGGCAGUCAGAAAAUCCAGGAAUUCCUACGGGAGGAAGAAGCACGCCACGGAUUGGAUAAUAUUGGGAACACAUGUUAUCUUAAUUCGUUGUUACAGUAUUAUUUCACUAUUCGAAAUUUACGGGAAGCGGUCUUGCACUCAGAUUCGGUGUCCGCUGAUUUGUUGGAUCUGUGGGGGGAAACCGUGACCAUUGGUGGAAGGAAGGUCUCCAAAAUUGAAGUUGAAAGAGCCCGGAAAUUCGUCACUCUUUUGCGCAAUCUUUUUGAAGAUUUGAUACAAUCAUCGCAUACAUCCAUCACGCCAAAUUCUGAUUUAGCUUAUUUGGCGCUCGUGAAUGCCAAAAACGACGAGGAACAUCCAAAAGAAUCAUCAUCAAGGUCCCCCAUGGAUACGACGGUCAAUUCCGUUGACAUGCAGAUUGAUGAUUCAAGUCCGGGUCCUUCAUCAACUCGCGCCACUGACCCGUUAUCAACAACGGAUCUCAUUGACUUAAAUAAUGGAAUGGAUGAAUCAGAGACUGUGAUAAUAUCCGGAACGGCUCUACCCACUGCAAGCACGGAACUAUUCUUCCAAACGGCAGACACAUUUAUGAACGAUGAUAAUAAUUUCUACAAAGGAAAGGAAAGGGAAAAUAAUCAUUUGGACGAGCAAAUGUAUGGUGAUAACAAGGAAGAUAAAUUAAAGAAAGUAUCCGGAAUGUUAUUCGGCAAACAACAGGACGUUACAGAGUGCAUGGAUAACGUUAUGUUUCAACUGGAGGCUGCUUUGAAAUCUACGGUGGACGUGAACGAACAAAACAUUGUGAGAAGCUUGUUCUACGGAAAUUCAAAACAAAUUCUCCGCUACAAAGAUCCAAACACCGGGUCAACUGUGGAAAAUGUGGACUUUAAUGGAACUCAGGCGGAAAGAGAAAUCACACUUGUGACAUCGCCGCCGAUACUACAAAUUCAAGUGCAGAGGGUGCAGUUCGACAGAUCUACCUCAAACAUUUAUAAAUCCAAUGCAUACCUUCGGUUCGAAGAAACGAUAUAUCUUGACAGAUACUUGGACGCGAAUCGAGAACAGUUACGCAGUAGAAUUGCCGAAGCACAUUCUUUUAAACAGGAAAUCUACUCUUUGCAAGAAGAGCUCAAGGCAUUGUCAUGUGAUAAGAAAACCUCAUUGCCCAUUACCGAUUUGCUUACAUCCACGGUGAAGUUUGUUCAGUCCAUGAAAUACGAUGAUCCCGAAUUCAUAAUGGAUGAGAAUUCCGAACGUCAAUUGUCGGAAAUAAGGCGCGAAAGUGAACAAAUUUAUUCAAAGAUUGGAGGUUGA